Molecule: messenger RNA, 570 nt
Organism: Miscanthus lutarioriparius
Lineage: Eukaryota; Viridiplantae; Streptophyta; Magnoliopsida; Poales; Poaceae
Source: the annotation of a GenBank genome assembly
AUGGCCGUCUUUGCCUCCGGCUCAGGCUCCGCCUCCGCUCGGGACGCGGAUGCCGGUGCGAGAGUAUUAGAAAUCAGGAAGGAGUUGGAGGCGGACUGCGGCCAUCUCUCCGCCUCGCAGGCGGACCUCCUCGCCCGCGCCCACUUCCUCGGCGGCGGCGAGGAGGAGGAGGAGGCCGAGGUGUUCAGCACGCCGCCUCUCACACAGCAGGACCCGCAGAGGCAGGGCCAAAGCCAGCGAGGUCAGGCGGGGGAGGGGGAGGACGGCAUCGCCAUGUGCUCCAUGCCCUUCACCCAGACCCAGCCUUCCUCCCCUUCUUCCGCUUCCUCCUCUUCCUCGGAUAGCCUGGAGCGGAAGCGGCGGAAGCCGCGGAAGCCUAGGAUCUGCACGAGGAAGGUGAGAGCCGGCGCCAAGAUCUGGACUCCGACUGCGACUCCGACUCCGACUCCGAGCCCCAGCCCCGAACUCGACCCUCUCGUCAGGAGCGUGCUCAUGGUCCCCACCGCUCCUCUUCCAACCACCGGUCAUAAGGAUAUCCUCGAGCUUGCUCGCAGCCGCGGCAUCUUCUGA